Molecule: messenger RNA, 2898 nt
Organism: Cladocopium goreaui
Lineage: Eukaryota; Dinophyceae; Suessiales; Symbiodiniaceae
Source: the annotation of a GenBank genome assembly
UGAAAGGCCUGCAAAACAUGCUGGGUUUCCCAUGGCGCUUCCAUGGCACCCCCCUUCCGGCAGCUGCUGUUCUAUGUCGCAGCGGCGAACGCUCAGGCUGAAUCUUUCCGCCUUCAACUGCAAAGGCAAAGGCUUGUCAAUGCGAGCCCAGCAAAGACAUGGUCACUCACUCAAGGUUCCGGUUGGGGAAACAGCUGGCCAUGGCAAGUUCCAUGGCUCCCGCAUGUGCAGCGGAAGGCAGAUGUCAAAUUGCAGAGCGCGCGGCUGAAGGACCUUCAGGACUUGCAGUACAUUGGAAAGAUGUUGAUUGGUUCACACUCACAACACUUUCGCAUGAUAUUUGAUACGGGCUCCUCCGAUCUUUGGGUGUCCUCUGAGAAGUUUUCUCCUUCCGUGUCGGACACAUGGCAGCUCCUCACGACGAAGCCAGUGGAGUUGAUCUACGGACAAGGAUUGGUUCAAGGAAUUCUCGGCUCCGAUGAGUCGUGCGUCCUGGCAGAGCCUGAGCCACUUUGUGUUCGACAGGAGUUGCUGGUGGCAACAACAGUGAAGGAUUUGAGCUUGGGAACUUUUGAUGGUCUCCUCGGACUGGGACUACCUGGUAUUUCACAUGCGCGUCAGGAUUUUCUGCAGUCGCUGAUGAAAGCGGGAUACGGCAACGGCCACCUUUGCUUUUCCUUCUCGCUGCGCGGUGAGGAAGCAGAAUCUUUCGCCCUCUUCGGCACUUGCUCGGAAGUGCUUCGUCAAGCGUCCGAAGAAACAGGUUUUCCACAACAAGCUGCUGCUCACCUUUGGGUUCAGCAUUUCUUUGGUAUGCAGCCGGGUUGGUGGUUGGUUUCAGCGGCGAUUUCCUCAAAUGGGACGCGUGUGUGGCAGGGACCUGACAUCCUUUCAAUCAGCUUGUGUGAAAUCAGUGCCAUGAUGCUCUUCUUCGUCCUCUACCAGCAGCGCAGACUCUUUGAUCUCCCGUGGCGGCCACGGUCGAUGGGUCGCUGUCGCAGGUGUCUUUGGCAAACUUGCCACAUCCUCUGGGAUUUCUUGCAGGGCAUCUUCCUGAUCUUUCUCUUGACCUGCGCCUUUUUGAUUCUUGUGACGGUUGCUGUCCACACAUUUCAAUCAGAGGUCACUGCGGCUCUAGACACAGGCACAUCAUUCAUUGUCAUCCCUCCAGAUGACUUCCAGCAGGUCGCAGCAGCCAUGUUUGGCGCGCGGCUCAAAGACAGCUGCGUGGUGGACAAGACCGAAUUGCUCUGUGCGUGUGGCAUCGCUGAGGAGGCAAAUCCAUUGGACAUCCGCAUGGAUGGCGUUCUCUUCCGUGAUGGACCCGUUGUGCAAAUGGGGAGCCAUCAUUUUCCAGUGCAGCGCUUUUGGAAUGGAAUGGAAGGCAUGUCGAAGUGGCUUUGCCACACAGGCGAGCGCAACUUUUUUCUGUCGAUCAGUUCAUCGCCAGACAUUCGACGCAUUCGACGUCAGGCGGUUCCCUUUUGGAUUCUGGGAGAUCCUUUCCUCAGGCUGCUGCGUUCGCUUGCAGUCACACAGCAAUGCUUGGUAGAAGUUUGGCAGCGAGACGAAUCCACGUUGCCUGUAGUCAGGCAAGCAGUGGUUGCACAUGACUUGCGUGGCAACGUGACCGUCUUCCCACGUCAGGAAGUCCCUCGAGACAAGGGAUGUGCCAUCCAACACAUUCCUUGUGAUGGAAGUCACGGGCCAGGUCUUCGGAUUUUGUUUUAUGGCGACAGUCUGACCGCGGGCGCUCCCAGCAUGAUUUCCUAUGCCGAGGAAUUCUGCAGGUCGUUGACCGCCAAAGGAUGCCACGUGGAGGGGACGCUGUGUGGCCUCUGUGCAGCCACGGCACGGCAGAUGCUGGAGAUUGCGGAGGAAGCUGUCGUGUUGGAUUCAUUGCAAAGUCGUUGGGGCUCAGGGAUUAGCUGUUUGGCGGGGAAGAGGAAGGAUAGGAAGGCAGAUCUGGUUCUAAUUAUGGCAGGGACAAAUGAUCUGCCAUGGGAAGAUGGGAAGCGGAUUUUUGAGUCAAUACAGGGCUUGCAUACAGCUUGCCAUAGUUUGGGGAUCCCAACCAUUGCCCUCGGCAUCCCGGACAGUGGCGGGCGCUCAGUGAAGAGGUAUGGAAUGCUGCCUGAAAACCGGCGCAAAGUAAAUUCUUUGCUGUCCUCCUGGGUCAAAGAAUCACAUCAAAUCAGAGACACGUCCACCUCGAGCCACACCUCGGACACAGGCAUUGAUCUCCUGGGAUUCCUGGGCACUUAUCCAAUGGGACCUGAAACCUUCGUGAAUUCCGUAGCUCUCAUGCCAUUUGGUCCACGCAGUCGAUCGGAGGGAUAUUGGGAAAGUGAUGGCACCCACUUCACAGCCAGUGGUGCGAAGACUUUGGGCCACAGACUUGCUGAACUUUUGCGACCGAUGAUUCACAGGUUCCAAGCCAAUUGUGCUGUUGCAAACACUAGUGAGCUUGCGGCUGGCGGAGAAAUUCCCUCCCUCAGUUCUUUCUUGGAAGCCUUUGAUUUGGAGGCGGACGAGGAGCAGCCAAAGGAGCCAAAGGAGCUACCUACACCUUGCCGAGAUUGGGAAUUGCCUGCCGUCCAAACCCUUCAGUCGUAUUUCAGAAGUUCCCGAGACGAAAAACAGGGCGUCCUCUGGAUUGCGAUCCUUCAGAUUGUCCUUAGACAGCUCUGCGAGUUGUCAACCUUGCUUUCUGCUGACAUCUGAAAACUUUGUGUUCACCUGUUCAUCCUGUUCAUGCUCCAAAGUGGACCCUAGACAUGAAAAUUGGUUGGCUAUGGCUGGUCCCCUGCAGAGCUAAAUGGCAAUUCCAGCAGUUCUAAGGCGAGGACGUUUUCUAAGCUGUCGUGGAUACCGCCGUUCUCCAGCGUACUUCUUCUG